Molecule: messenger RNA, 2394 nt
Organism: Gracilinanus agilis (Agile Gracile Mouse Opossum)
Lineage: Eukaryota; Metazoa; Chordata; Mammalia; Didelphimorphia; Didelphidae
Gene: CDHR1
Product: cadherin related family member 1
Exons: 14
Coding region: 1-2394 (797 amino acids)
Biological process (GO): calcium-dependent cell-cell adhesion; homophilic cell-cell adhesion; adherens junction organization
Cellular component (GO): catenin complex; adherens junction; plasma membrane
Molecular function (GO): calcium ion binding; cadherin binding
Source: RefSeq, a predicted model, not a curated record
AUGAAAUAUGGCCAGCAAUUCCCUGCAUCCUUGGUCCUGGGGCUGGUGCAGGUUUGCUUGGCCCAGGCGAAUUUUGCUCCUUAUUUCUACGACAAUGGAGCCAGCAGCACGAAUGGAAAUAUGGCCCUUUUCAGCCUUUCGGAGGACACCCCUGUGGGUUCUCAUGUUUACACACUGAAUGGAACUGACCCAGAAGGAGACUUUGUCACCUAUGGCAUUAGCUUUGAGUCCAGUUCAAGAAAUUUCUUCUCUAUUGAUCCAAACUUUGGAAAUAUCACGUUGAUUGAGGAGUUGGACAGAGAGACUGCAUUGUUCUCCUCUGCCCAUUCCUUCUUACAGAAUCUCCACACCAACAAGUUUACGAUGGAUCGUCACAGUGGAGUGCUACGCAUUAGAGCUGGAGCCACUCUAGACUAUGAGAAGUCGAGGACACAUUUCAUCACUGUCUUAGCCAAGGAUGGUGGAGGAAGUCUCCGAGGAGAUUAUGUGGUAUUCUCAGCUACCACCACCAUUACUAUCAAUGUGGAUGAUGUCCAGGACACAGCCCCCAUCUUUGUUGGCACACCAUAUUAUGGUUAUGUCUAUGAAGAUUCCCAUCCGGGUUCAGAGAUCCUGACAGUAGUUGCUGUAGAUGGUGAUCGGGGUAACCCUAACAUGGUGCUCUACAGCUUUGUGAAUGGGAGUGAUAAAGCCUUCAGGAUCAAUGAAACUACAGGAACUAUCUCUGUUAUAGUGUCCCCCAGCCAGCUCAAGAAAGAGGUAUAUGAGCUGAGAGUACAGGUGUCAGAGGUCAGUUCCAGUGGUGUCCUGGCAGCUCAAGUUUCAACUACUGUGACUAUCAGGGUAGUUGACCUCAACAACCACCCCCCAACAUUCUAUGGAGAGAAUGGACUCCAGAAUAUGUUUGAGCUGACAAUGUAUGAGCAUCCAUCUGAAGGGGAGAUUCUUCGGGGCCUCAGGAUCACAGUCAAUGACUCUGAUCAGGGAGCAAAUGCCAAGUUCAACCUGAGGCUUGUAGGGGCUGGAGGCAUCUUCCGAGUAGUUCCCCAAACUGUCUUGAAUGAAGCUCAGGUCACCAUCAUCGUGGAAAAUUCAGCUGCCAUUGAUUUUGAGAAGAUCAAGUUGCUGACUUUCAAGCUUUUGGCCGUGGAAGUGAACACUCCUGAGAAAUUCAGCUCCACAGCAGACAUUGUGAUCCACCUCCUCGACACCAAUGACAACGUCCCCAAGUUUUCCUCUGACUACUACAUUGCCCGGAUCCCAGAGAAUUCUCCAGGGGGGUCUAAUGUGGUGGCCGUCACAGCUAUGGAUCCAGAUUCGGGUCUGUGGGGUGAAGUCAAAUACUCCAUUUAUGGGGCAGGAGCAGAGCUAUUCCUGAUCCACCCUUCUGCGGGAAUCAUCUAUACUCAGCCCUGGGCUGCCCUGGAUGCUGAGGUUACCUCCAAGUACAACUUCUAUGUGAAGGCAGAAGACACAGAGGGCAAGUACAGCCUUGCUGAAGUGUUCGUCACAGUGCUUGACGUCAAUGACCACUCCCCAGAGUUUGAUGAAAACAUCCAGGAGAAGACAAUGGUCCUAGGAACCCCAGUAAAAAUUGAGGCAACAGAUCAUGAUGCAGAGGAGCCAAACAAUGUCGUAGACUAUUCCAUCAUGCAGGCAGAACCCGCCAAUGUGUUUGACAUCAACGAAAGCACUGGGGAGAUCCGGCUGAAGGCCUUUGUCCACUCUCUGGACAUCAUCCACAACAUCACCAAGAACAGAGACUGCACCUGGUCAGUGCUGGUGCAGGCCAAGGACCGAGGUUCUCCAUCCUUCAGUACCACAGCAGUGUUCAAGAUUGACAUCCUGGAUGAGACCCUGCAUAGAGGACCCAUGGCUGCCUUUCUGAUGCAAACUAAAGACAACCCCAUGAAAGCUGUAGGUGUGCUGGCUGGAGUCAUAGCCAUCAUGGUGGUCAUUACCGUUUUCAUCUCCACUGCCAUGUUCUGGCGCAACAAGAAGUCCAACAAGAUUCUACCAGUCCGAAGGGUGAUCCGAAAGAGGCCGAGUCCACCAUCCCGUACCAUCCGGGCAGAGUGGCUCAAAUUCAAGAGGUCUCAUGCAGGAGACAAAUUUGCGGUCAAGGAUGAACUGCCCAAUGAGAACCAUAACAACAACAGCUUGAUGUUCACCCCUCCUCCUACUGCACCAGCCCUGCCCCCUCCGCCCACCACCAUCCCCAAGAUCAGUCCCACGGAGUGGACAGUGCCCACAGUCUCUGGCUCACUGACUCCCAAGCACACCCGUAAGCUGCUGAAGCAAAAGGCUUUGGACAGUCCUGUCCAAUCCGCCCUUGUUUCUGAGCUCAAGCGGAAGUUUGAAAAGAAGGCUAUGGACAACAAGCCUUACUUCUGA